Molecule: messenger RNA, 2929 nt
Organism: Drosophila ananassae
Lineage: Eukaryota; Metazoa; Arthropoda; Insecta; Diptera; Drosophilidae
Gene: H15
Product: T-box protein H15
Exons: 7
Coding region: 277-2268 (663 amino acids)
Biological process (GO): heart development; regulation of transcription by RNA polymerase II; cell fate specification
Cellular component (GO): nucleus
Molecular function (GO): DNA-binding transcription factor activity, RNA polymerase II-specific; RNA polymerase II cis-regulatory region sequence-specific DNA binding
Source: RefSeq, a predicted model, not a curated record
CGUUUACAUGGCGAAAAGCGAAUUGGGAUUCAUUCAAUGGUCAGCUGCGUGACUGUGAAGCAGCGACGGCGCUUCGGCAUUCCUAUCCUUUCCGUCUCUUUUCAUUCCGGCACGGCCUCUCCAAAAACACGGGCGUAAACUCGAAAAGUCGUAGUGUUUUGAAAAGCGUAGCAGUCGAAAUGCGCCUGACAACAAUACCAGGAUUAUAAGGAUUCAGUAUUGAAGAGUGACAAAAAUACCAUAUUGGACCAGAAUUCGGACAAAGCAGGCCCUAAAAUGCUUUUGAGCAAUCAGCCGGCCAACACGAAGCCCCAACAAACGCAGCCGCCGUCGCCGUCGCCACCACAGACGCAGAAUUUUAAAUCGAAGCUGCAACAACAAAUCGCCACAGCAGCAGCGAAUAUCGCCAACGGCGGCAGCAGCCAUCAUCAUCCGCUGAACAAUCAUCAUCACCACCAUCAUCAUCAUAAUCAUCAGCAGCAUCAGCACAACAUUUCCUUCGCCACGGAUUUCUCAAUUGCGGCGAUUAUGGCGCGCGGCGGAAACGCCCCGAGCAGCCGCGAACCUUCCGAGCGGAGUCUGAGUCCCGCAUCUGUGGAACGAUAUUCGGGCCAGGAUGUGGACGAUGAUGUUGACGUUGAUGUGGUUGACUGCAGCGACUCGGAAGCGCCGUCGGCAACUGCAGCAGCGGCAGCCACUGCAGCAACAGCAAACGCAGCAGCGGCGGCAGCAGCAGCAGCAUUGCAGGCGCAGCAGCAAGCGCGUCAGGCAUUGCGUGUUGCACAGCAACAUCAGCAGCAACAACAGCAACAUCAACAGCAACAGCAAAGGCAACAGACACAUCACCACGCAACGGCAAACAAGCAACAACGCCAACAUCACAAUCAUCACAACAGCAACACCAACAGCAACAGCAAUCACAGCAAAUCAAGCAGCCAUCGAGGGCGUUCUGCUGCUGCAUCUGGAGCUGGAGCUGGAGCUGCUGCCACGCCCUCGCCACCACCGCCCUCACAGAGUCCCGAGGAAAUCGAGCGCCUGUCGCCGGAGGAGUCGCCAGCGCAGCUGCCCACGCCCAAGAUUCUGGGCUCGUGCAAUUGCGACGAUCUCACGCCCGUCCAGUGCCACCUGGAGACGAAGGAGCUGUGGGAUAAGUUCCAUGAAUUGGGCACUGAGAUGAUCAUUACCAAGUCGGGCAGACGCAUGUUUCCCACCGUUCGAGUGAGUUUCUCGGGUCCUUUGAGGCAAAUCCAACCGCCGGACCGGUAUGCCGUGCUCCUGGACAUUGUGCCGCUGGAUUCGCGGAGAUAUCGCUACGCCUAUCACCGCAGCUCCUGGCUGGUGGCCGGAAAAGCCGACCCGCCACCACCCGCCCGCAUCUACGCCCAUCCGGACAGCCCCAUCAGCCCGGAGGCUUUGCGCAAGCAGGUCGUGUCCUUCGAGAAGGUGAAGUUGACAAACAACGAAAUGGACAAGAGUGGACAGGUCGUGCUGAACUCAAUGCACCGAUACCAGCCCAGGAUCCAUUUGGUCCGACUGAGCCAUGGCCAGAGCAUACCCGGCAACCCCAAGGAGCUGCAGGAUAUGGACCAUAAAACCUUCGUUUUCCCGGAGACCGUGUUCACGGCCGUGACGGCCUAUCAGAAUCAAUUGAUUACGAAACUGAAAAUCGAUUCGAAUCCGUUUGCGAAAGGAUUUCGCGAUUCGUCUCGUCUCACCGACUUUGAUAGGGAUCCCAUGGAUGCGUUCUUCUUCGACCAGCACAUGAGGGCAGCUCCUUUACGAUUCUUCCCGGAUCCCCUGAUGUCCCAGCUGACGCCCCAGGAGGCGGAUGCCGCCUCGUUGGCCCUGCUGGAGAAGGCCCGGCAACACUUGCAGAUGUUUGGACGAUCGCCGUACACGGAGAUGUUGCUGCCACACCUCUACCAGCGGUCGGCUGCCCCACCGCCUCCUCCACCAGCCCCGCCCCUGAGCGCCUUUCAGCUGGGCAUGUGGCAGCAGCAGUGGCCCCAGCUCACGGCCGGAUUCUUGGCCAGCGCCAACCAGCAGGCGGCCCUGGCCUUGGCAGCAGCGGGCGCCAACCGGACACCCCCGCCACCGCCAGCCGUGGCCCCACCCGCCCCCGCCACGCCCACAUCGUCGUGUGGCUCAGCGUCGCCGGAUCUGAGGGCUCGCCCCCAGCUGAGUCAUUAUCCGCAGCGCUUUAGUCCUUACCAGGUGCCUCAGCAUCAGGCCUCGCCGCCAGCCUCGAAUCGGGCCGAGAGUCCUUAGGACUUUGGAUAGCUGUCCUGAAGUAUAUAAACAGAACCACCCAAAACCCAAACCACUCACCCUGCAACCCCACCCAAGAAACACAUUCUGAUGUAGUCUCUAAGAUGCAGGAACUGACGAGUACUUACUCUUUCUUCUUCUGAAUUAAAAAAAGCUUCAAUAGAUUCAAAAUAUAAUAGAUAAUUAUUAUGAAAUCCUAAAAACCAUCUUGCAUCUUGAAGACCUCAUCAGAAUAUCAGCGAAAUGUAUGUGCAAUGUUGUUGAACGAAAUAGAAUGUCCUUUGUAAAUAACCCCGAUCAUGUUGCUGCAACAUCCAAAGAUGCAUUCGGUGUUGCAUGUGAUGCUAAGCUAGAGAACCGUUUCUAUCGGUUUCAAUGUAUUGUAAUUUUUGUAGCAUUAUAACAGUAUUAGUUAAUUUAAUUAGGCCUAGAUACAUGCGUACCCCCCCUUAGACCCUCUACUGCUGUGUUUUUUGUUGUCGUCCCCAUGUGUUCCUAAAAGCUGCGAAUUAUUGUGAAAGUUUCACGCUGAAUUAAGCCUCCUAGAGACCAGCCCCCUAAACAAAUGCAAAAUCAAUUACUCUAAACACUUAUUUAAAUUAUGUGCAAAAAAAGAGAAAAGAAGCGAAACUGAAUAAACAAUUUAUAACACAAAGCAAAA